AUGGCCUCCGAAGAGCCCUCAAACACGGCAAGCCUGGGGUCGCAGGAGGACAACAAUAUUGCAAAGUUGAAAGCACUGCUCAAGUCCAAAGACGACACACAACGUUUUGUCGGAUUGGCUCUGCUAAAGUCGCUCCUGGACAAUACGCCCGAGAUCCGAAACGAUGAAGCAGCGCUUCGCGACCUGUGGUCUCGCAUUUCUCCCAAAUUUCUAGAUCGCCUGCUGCGCACAGGGUCCAACCCUUCCAACACCAACGCCAAGGACAUGCUAGAUAUUGGCGUAUCCAUACUCUAUACGUUUUCCGUUCUUCUUCCAGGUGCAGACACGGCGUCGGCGUCUUUCACAGAUCGCGUGCCCAGCUUAGUUGCGGCGGCGCUGUACAGCAAGGGAGAGACGACACGGCUCCUGCUCCAGCUUCUGUAUACGCUUGUCAACUCAAAGGAUGGCGCUGCAGCCUUUAUGGAAGUGGAGGACACGACGCCUCUCACGGAGAUUGCCACGAGCCAUGCCAUGGUGCUCGACAUUCUCUGCCGUGCUUGGUUGAACAACAUGGCAAGCGGCGCAGCUGGCGCAGGCCUUUCGCAGAAAAUAGAGGCCGUCUUGCAGAACUUGGUUGUUUUGUUCAAGGGAACAGAUGCGGUGACAUACUUGGCAUUCUUGGGAACAUUUUUCAGACAGGCUACGCCAGAGGCUAUCCCCAAGAACCCGAAAUGGAUAUCGCCAACAGCUUCAUACAUACGGCGUCUUGUUACCAGCAGGCCUACCCCGGAAGCCCGUUCUGCAUACACAAGCGCAGCGGCUGCCCUUCUGCAAACAUAUCCUGAGCAAGCAUCUGAACUUCUCUUCAAAGACAAUUCCAACACUGAAAAGCCGUUUGGAUACCUCUUCGUCAACCUCCUCCUCAUUGACAUCCGUUCAUCAAUCCCCACCCUUCUCGCAUCACUCAACUCCCCCGGAUACAAGCAGACGUCGAGGCAUCUUGCCUCUGAUUUCGACAUUAUCUGCAUCUUCAUCGGCCAUCUCGUGCGCUCUCUCGAGGACGAAUCCCUCGAGACCCUCAUCAUGCCCCCCGACAGCCUGCUCCGCAUCCGCAAGAGCAUAUCAGAGACCAUGUCCGUGACCAUCGAGUACAUCCGCGACCGCUGGGACGCCGCACGCUCCGGCGCCAUGGGCCUCGAUCCCAGCGCGCGGCCCAGCAAGGCCGAGACGAGCACGGGCUCGCAUCACACCCUGGCCUGGGAUUCAAUCGCCGACAUGGCCGAGGAGGACCCAUUCAUGCUGUCCGCGCUGCGUGCGCUGGCGCUUUGGCUGCGAGAAGACGAAAACGACCAGCUCAGGAAAGAAGGCACGGGACUCAUGGACAUUCUCAUAGAGCUCUUCACCAGCAGCCCCGGGUCGAAGCUGGACUUCCGCCCAUCUGUGCUCGUGGGCCUGGAAGGUCUUGUGGCCAUUGACCAGGGCCGCGAGAUCUUCUUACAGAACAACGGCUGGGUGGUUCUGAGCAGAGACUUGGUCCAUACUAUACAGAGCCAUCGUGAGCUCAAGGACGAACGAGAGGCCACGAUAUGCGUCGACAUUGUGCGAAUUCUGCUCGCAGUCGCCGAGGGAGAAAAGACGACGGCAGAGACCUGGCUCGAUCUCAUCACCGGCGUGGCGGCAUGGGACGUCCCCGAUGGAAGCACCACUGCAUCCGUCGCCCGAGACGCCCACGUCGCCGUCCUGCAGCUCUGCUGCACGGUGCUCGUCCAGGCCAAUUCGGGCAUGCGCAGCCGGUACCAGCACUCCAUUGCCGCGAUUGCGGGCAUCGCGACGCGGGCGAAUGCGCAGAUUGGCCAGCUGAGCGAGUACAGCGAGCAGAUGGAGGACGUCAUGACGACAUUGGAUAGAUUAAGAUGA
This is a messenger RNA of Akanthomyces muscarius, 1896 nucleotides long. RefSeq lists its product as uncharacterized. The transcript has 2 exons. NCBI's taxonomy places the organism in Eukaryota, Fungi, Ascomycota, Sordariomycetes, Hypocreales, Cordycipitaceae. The coding region runs from base 1 to 1896 and encodes 631 amino acids. The record is from RefSeq and is a predicted model, not a curated record.